GUAGCUAAGAACCACUUGUCUGAAUCGAUGUGGUGAUGACACAGAGAAGGAACAGAUGGCACAGAGUUGUCUCUGCUCCAUUCAUCACGUCAACAACUGGAAACAGUGACAAUACCACACUGGCUUCUUGCAAAUUAUGGAGCUCAGCAAGCAAAUUAGCCUGACUGGCAGGAGGUCUCAGAAAAGUAGACUGAAAUCUGCCUUGGACAGCUAUGGAGAUCACAUCACUGCUGAAAGAGGUAAUCCAGUACUGCCAUUAUAAAUGGGGACAUUGUGGCCACUCCGAUUACCCUACAUGUCUGACUGGGCCAGAAGUCUAAUGGCAGGUGUGGAGCCUGUUGGGAAGCACACCUGGCAGAAGUUCCAGCUGGGCCACGGGACCAACUCUGUAGAAAGACCUGAGACACCCUUAAGAACUGAGAAUCUGACUAAUUUAAACAGAUGGCUAAUCCCAGUGCUGUCUGCAAUGGGCACCUACAUCAUCAUCAUCAGAAACAGAACAACCUCUUAAAAAGUGGAAUCUAUAAGAAAAAUGGAAUUACUAAAGGAAUGAAGAAGAAUGGCGUGUCAAACGGAACUCUCUACAAAAAGACAUUUAUUGAGCACUUUGAACAGGCACCAAUGUAUGUUGCAGUUUUUACUGUCGUGGGUUUUGCAGUGGGAACAAUAUUUGGCUACCUGCGAGAUUUUAUGAGAGCCUGGGGACUAGAAAAACGUAACAUUGCUGAAGAGAGAGAACAACAAAAAGAUUUUGUGCCACUUUAUCAAGAUUUUGAGAACUUUUACACCAGAAACCUCUAUAUGAGAAUACGGGAUAACUGGAACCGGCCAAUUUGCAGUGUCCCUGGGCCACAGUUUGACCUCAUGGAACGUGUUACAGAUGAUUACAACUGGACAUUUAGGUUUACAGGAAGGACUAUCAAGAAUGUAAUCAAUAUGGGUUCUUAUAACUACCUCGGCUUCGCAGAAACAGAUGUUAAUGCUUUGAAAACUGUGACCAUAGAGUUAGAAAAGUAUGGGACGGGAGUCUGCAGUACCAGACAAGAAAUGGGCACCCUAGACAAGCAUGUAGAACUAGAAAAACUUGUGGCCACGUUCCUUGGUGUUGAAGAUUCCAUGGUGUUUGGCAUGGGCUUUGCAACUAACUCGAUGAAUAUUCCAGCCCUUGUUGGAAAGGGCUGCCUCAUUUUAAGUGAUGAGUUGAACCACACUUCUCUCGUUCUUGGUGCGAGGCUUUCUGGUGCCACUAUUAGAAUCUUCAAGCAUAAUAAUAUGCAGAGCCUCGAGAAGUUGCUGAGGGAUGCAAUAAUAUAUGGGCAGCCUCGCACCCACAGAGCAUGGAGAAAAAUUAUCAUCCUCGUGGAGGGGAUUUACAGCAUGGAAGGGUCCAUUGUGCGCCUGCCAGAGAUAGUCUCCUUGAAGAACAAAUACAAAGCCUACCUCUACUUGGACGAAGCUCACAGCAUCGGUGCAGUGGGAGCAACGGGCCGAGGAGUCGUGGAGUACUUCGGGAUGAGCCCUGAUGAUGUUGAUGUAUUAAUGGGAACGUUCACGAAGAGCUUUGGUGCAGCUGGAGGAUAUAUAGCUGGCAAAAAGGGCCUUGUGGACUUUUUACGAACUCAUUCUCACAGUGCUGUGUACGCCACAUCCAUGUGUCCACCCGUAGCAGAGCAAAUCAUCAGGGCAAUGAAAUGUCUCAUGGGACUAGAUGGGACAACACAAGGGCUCCAAAGAGUGCGCCAGCUGGAGAAAAACACAAGGUACUUCAGACGAAAACUGCAUGAAAUGGGCUUUAUUAUUUAUGGCAAUGAUGAUUCGCCUGUUGUCCCCUUGCUCCUUUAUAUGCCUGGUAAAAUAGGGGCUUUUGCAAGACGCAUGUUAGAAAGAAAUAUCGGGGUGGUCGUGGUUGGGUUUCCAGCUACUCCUAUCACAGAAUCCAGGGCUCGGUUUUGUGUGUCAGCUGCACAUACACGGGAGAUGUUAGACACGGUUUUGAAUGCUCUGGAUGAAUUGGGUGAUUAUCUACAACUGAAAUAUUCCCGGUAUUCCAAGUCAUCUCAUCCUGAACUGUAUGAAGAAACUAGGCUUGAACUUGAAGAUUAAGUUUUCCACCUCUGAAGAGAACAUUAUGAUGCUAUGAAAGGGCGGAAAACCCGAAAACUGAAAAACACGAACGCAUUUCUUCCCUUCUAAGGACAAUUUUUAUUUCUCAGUUAAUUGAAAGGAGGGGAAGUUCGGCUGUUGCAUCUUGUUGUAUCAAUUUUCUGUAUUCAAGAGACUGAAAUAUUGAUACAGAUUUGCCUCCCCAGGAGAUCUGUGCUUCUUACGGUAUUUUUGAUGCAGGAUGAAUGCAUCCAUUUUUCGAGUUGCUAGCGUACAGCUUUUGGUAUGGCCCCUUUUUAUGGAGAGGCUCCAGAUAGUCUUAAUUGUGACUGAAAUAAUAAAGUUUAAAAAAAAAUUAAUAGAUUCCAGUGUAAUAUAGCUGAGCUUCAUCAGUGAGACUGACUUCUAUCUGUUAAAGAGCAUAAAUCAAGACCUCAGUAUGGAAUGCUACAGAGGAAUGAGCAGAAAGUGAUCUCUUUUACUAAGUUGCACUAUCAUGCAUUUCUCCAAGGACAGAAAAUGUUAGAAAAAGAUUAAUGCUGAGAACAAGAGAAGUAGCCUGAUCAGAUCAUGUGUUUCUGAUGGCAGAUUAUGGGAAAGGGAGAAUGCCUCCACCCAUCCACAGACCUUUUCUCAGCUGCUGAAAUGCACUCUAAGCUUUGGAUUGUACAGAAAUUUGGGCUUAGACAUGAACAGAAAUGCUUUUGUGCCAACACAUUUGACCUACAACCUAUCCCAUCUUCUCCCAAUGUAAGUUCUUCGGCAGGGCUUGCUCCCUUUUUGUGGAGCAGUAGUAAAUAAUUUUAAUAACCAUUUAACUUUCCCGUAAAAACCUUGAUCAAAACAGUCAGAUACUUGCAGUUCACAAACUGCAGAUGACAUUUAUGGGCCCAUUCCUAAGUUUCUUGAACUACUUAUGGGCCUAAUAAAUUCACUAACAAGUACAUAAUGCUGAAGCUGUUAGUUAUACAGAAUGUGAAGUUCAAUACCAUGAGCAGUUCUGCCACCUGUUAAACAGAAAACUCCAUCAUUUCUAUGUGUGCUUAAGUCAUCCAUGUAAUAACAUUUCUUGAAAUAUUCUUGUCUGUUUUAUGCAUGUCAGGGGUUGUUUUAUUUGUCCAGUUUUUCUGAGUCGUUUGUUUUUCAAAUAAUUGUUGUAUCAUCUGAGGGGGAAGAUGUGCUUGUCCCCUUGUCCCCUGCCUGAGUGACAGUGCUCAAAGCCACCUGAAGGAGUUGUUAAAGCCAACAGUUUCCCUGCAAUGCCACAGCAGCAUUAUCCUCAGGCCUGUGUGGGCUGAGUUGCUGGAAGGAGAUUGGAGGCUUUUCCCUUUUUUUCUUUGCAGCAUUGAAAAGCAGUUCUGCAGCUUUAAGAAUGAACUCCAAACAAUUCCACGCUAUCAAAUGUCAUUGUAAACACAUCAGAUGAGAGAUGUUUAGCUUUCUGUUGCACAGAUGUACCACACUUUCAUGUUCUCUUGAAAGCUGUGGUGUAAACUUAACCCACAGCUGCAAUAUUAGAUUUAAGAACAGAACAAUUAAAUUGUGGAGUACCAAUUACACUAUAUUACUCCCUGCUUGUUAAAGCAGCUUUCAGGAUAUAACCAGGCUGACUGAUUAUGAGGGCCCAUUUUUGUUGGAUUUUUGUUGUUGUUGUUGUGCUAGUUAAUAAAAAUCCAGUGGUGCUAUAACUUUAAGAAUUGAUUACAACACAUUCCAUAAUAUCAAGUGUCGGCUUUAGGAAACAUAUAUCAAGGGCUGGGGGAGGACUAAAUGGUGUGUCAUAUGAUUCUUCACUUUGGUGGACGGACUUGAAAAACACUGCAGAGGUUCAGGGGAGCUGUGUUUGUGGAUAAGAGCAAACUCACUGUAUAAAUAAUUAAAUACUCAAGCACAGGACGAGGAGAAAUUAGGAAACAUGAACUUUGAGUAACCUGGCAACUUGUGAUGUACAGCUUUGUUACAUGCAGAGU
Molecule: messenger RNA, 4073 nt
Organism: Pipra filicauda (Wire-tailed manakin)
Lineage: Eukaryota; Metazoa; Chordata; Aves; Passeriformes; Pipridae
Gene: SPTLC3
Product: serine palmitoyltransferase long chain base subunit 3
Exons: 15
Coding region: 442-2103 (553 amino acids)
Biological process (GO): sphingosine biosynthetic process; ceramide biosynthetic process
Cellular component (GO): serine palmitoyltransferase complex
Molecular function (GO): pyridoxal phosphate binding; serine C-palmitoyltransferase activity
Source: RefSeq, a predicted model, not a curated record